Messenger RNA from Esox lucius (northern pike), 2868 nucleotides. It is a transcript of the gene troap, whose product is annotated as trophinin associated protein. The transcript has 15 exons. The coding region runs from base 160 to 2787 and encodes 875 amino acids. NCBI's taxonomy places the organism in Eukaryota, Metazoa, Chordata, Actinopteri, Esociformes, Esocidae. The record is from RefSeq and is a predicted model, not a curated record.
CUUUUUACAAACUGAAGCAUGUACAGGAAGUUUAUAACUUCUUUCAAACCAGUUAUUUUGUGAAAACAGUGGAAAUCAUCUACAUUUCUUCAGCAUCAACAGAAAACAUUUAGAUUUGUCAAUAACAGAACGUUGUUGAAGGUCUCAGACCCAACCAACAUGGAUUCUUCUUCAGUACUGCGUCAGCAAAGUUAUAACAAAACCCUGCAGGACAAUUCAAGGUUCAAUAGAAUGACAGCGGACCCGAAGCCAGGCUCCAAAAACCCAUCUGUCCCUUCUAGACACCAGUCUGUACCCUGCGGACAAAAUUCCAGGCAGGGCUCUGAGAACCAGGACCCAACAGCAGGUCCAGACAAUGUGCAGAAACCACUGGGGACUGUCAAACCCAUCAGCAGACUCCCGGUGCUGGCCAAGUCCCUGCAGCUUCAAACCCCAUCUGACUUCACCCAGUCCCACAUGAGAUGGGAGCAGAACUCUUUGGCGGGUAAAGCUAAAAGGAAGAAGCCGUGCACCAAGCCUGUGCCUUUCAACUUCUCUAGUGCCAGAACCAACCGAAUAGGCGCACAGAACCAAAGAAACGGGACAAGUGCACUGGUGGUUAAUAGAAGGGCUGGUGAUCAGCCAACCCGAGCCGAAAGUGCUGGCGGCGCCACUGCGCAUUCAAACGAAAGAAUCGCAGCAAGAACUGCCAAACUGCCCAGUACUCUAAGAGCGACUCAUACCAAGGUCCAGUCAAAGUCAACGGUAGAAUUCGCUGCUCAACUCCCAGCACGACACUCGGAAGCCGAAAAAGCUGGUCUGGGACUGCAAGGCAUCUUGUCACAGCGCAAUGUAGAAGUGGGGAAGACUCCUGCAGGUGUCACCGCCAUGUCUUUGUCCCAGCAUCCAAAACAAAAGGCACAAUCUCCUUCAGACAGUCCAUUGCCCGGAUGUGGAUCGGGAAAGAUCGCACUUCCCAGACCUCCAGGUCAAUGUGGUUCUGAAUCAGGUAUUUCGUUGAGUGCUUUCUCAGUUGACAGUGGCCAGCCCGCCGUCCUCAUCACUGAAGCCUGUAGGGGCCAUUUUGACACGCUCAGCCUCAAAGAGCCCUCCAAGCCAGCAGAGUUACCAAGUGCGAACACUGGUGAUGGGGGGGCUGCCUUCUCCUCUGACCCGGCUGCUCUCUGUAGUAUUCUCCGGAAUGAGGGAAUCAGUGCAGCGAGGGCUUCCACUCGUCCUUCUACGCGAGCCUAUAACAACAUGCCCCAGAGAGUGUCCAUCAUGAAGACUGUCCCGAAGACACUGCUCUCCACGGGUCCUGCACGGAAUGUUCAGUUCACUCCUGACGCUAAAGCCCUGGGCAGCAUCCUGCAGAAUGAGGGGGUUCGCUUUUCUAUGCAGCCCCAAAGAGUGUCUGUUAUGAAGAGUCAGCUGAGUACAGCACCAUCGGCAGGCCCCGCAAGAUCGGUCCAGUUCUCCCCUCAGCCUUCGUCACUGAGCCGGGUUCUGCAGAAUGAAGGCCCCUGCAACCCCCUUCAGCCCCUCAGGGUGUCCGUCAUGAAGAGUCAACUGAAGACAGCGCCUCCUGCAGGUCAACUGUGGGGUGUGGCAUUUUCUCCGGACUCCGGCGCCCUCAGUAGCAUCCUGCGGAAUGAAGGGGUGACGGCGGGCAGCGACCCUGGGGCGAUGACCCAAAACAGCUCUGUCCGUCCCUCCGGCAGGGGCACAUCCAUCUACACUGCUCAGAGAGUACCUGUCACUAAGAACUGCUCUGAAUCUCCCAGAGGACCUACAGGGGUGACGGUCAGCCAGACGCCCUGCACCAAGUGGACACCCCAGCGGGUUCCUAACUCCAGGCCCUUGUCUAUGAGGAAGGUCCUGCCUAGCCACCGGACCCCUUACGAAUACUCUCCCCGACUGAGGGGCCUUCAGAGUCAGGGCCGAGAUCUGGAGACGCACAAGGAGGAAGUUGUCCAGAGGUUGUUUGAGACUGAGGAGGAAAAGCAGCCAGACGAGCAGGCGUUGGAUCAAGACCCGGCUGAGGCGUUGGAUCAAGACCCGGCUGAGGCGUUGGAUCAAGACCCGGCUGAGGCGUUGGAUCAAGACCCGGCUGAGGCGUUGGAUCAAGACCCGGCUGAGGCGCGAGCAAACGAUCACCUGGCACAGGACCCGGGGGUGGAACGUAACACAGCAAGAGUCCCAACUUUCUUCCAAGCUCCGCACAGAGAAUCAGUCAUUAUCUUUUCAACUGGUCGAAAGCUGCUUAGAGCAGCUCCAGCACCAGAACCAGAGAGCCCUGCGGCUGGAUUCCUGGAGUGUGGUGGGCCCCUGGAGCAUGGUGGGCCCCUGGAGAGAGAAGGGUCUGGGGCCAGAGCUACAGGAGAACAGAAAGCAAUGGACCUCCUGCCCAGGCAUCCAGAUUUUCCCAGAACUCCUGCGACAGAGGUUCCUGAAGUCACAGGUGCAGCAAUGUGCCUGCCCAGACUGGCCAAACACUCAGCCUUUCUCCCCCUAAGCCAGCCCAGAGGUAGCAUCAUCAUCCCCAAGAGUGGUGCUCUUUCUUCAGCUGCUGCCCUACUCCGCCUCCGCCUUCCACUGGAGGAGCUCCGUCUGGAGGAGGAGGUGGCCACCUACACCUCCGCCUUACCUGCCCCUCCCUGCCCUUCCUUCGGGCCCCUGCCAGUCCGCUGCGGAAACCCUGUGGCCUCGGCCCUGUGCCUCCAGGACUUCACUAGUUUUCAUCCAAUCAUCCUGGACCCCUCAUCUGCUCCUUCUUCCCCAUGCUCCUCUCUUCUCCAGGAGAGAUGAUGAUAUUUUACUAUUAUGAAAGACCAAUAAUGUAUUGUUAAGCUUAGACUUGAAGGUGUGUGUGUGUGUGUGUGUGUGUGU